GGAAACAAUACGCCGUGCAUAGGUUAUCUACCUGUACAUACGAGUUUUAAAUGGAGUGAAAUACGGCAUGGAUAGUACGAAUAUCAGAAUGUGACAGGUGCUAAAAAGAUGAGUAGGCCUAACGGAUACACUUCCUACCGAGGAAGCAGUAGAGAAAUUAGACCUACGUCGGCAGAGCUUGUAGAUCUCCAUGUAUAUAUAGUACCACCAGAGAUAUGGAGAGAAAGAUAUAACAACUUUUUAAAUCAGAAUGUAACAGAGACGAUCUCAGCAGGAAUUAUCAGGGUACAUCCUGAGCGUGUGUUGUACGAUCUCCGGGAUGAGCUGGAGCAGCAGGUGGGGGUGGAGAUGCUCCCCCGAGAUUUUGUGUUCCUCAAGAGUGUGGGUCGCAGCAUCACCAGGUUAAAACAAAAGCAAGAAUACCAGUUAAAAGCAAAGCAUUUUAUUCCACCUCAGGCCUAUGCCCCUGAGUUGUAUUUAUUAGAGGUCAGUCCAGAUGACCGCGAGAGCAGUCGGACGUCGACGCGGCCACAAUCACCCUUCUCCCAAAACCCAGAAAAAAUUUCACAAGUAAAAAAGGCAAUCAAGCCAAAAGAUUCGGCCAAGGCCAUUUUAACGAAAAAAGAGAAAAGUCGACCUGCAAAGUUCAGAAAAGAUGAGACCCAAAGGAGGAUGAAAAUGAACUCUCAAGAAAUAUGUGAAGAUGAGCGGCGCUCCGGCAACAAAUCUAAACAUAGGCAUAAUCAGUCAUCCCCAUACCACUACUCCCCCCUCCCCAAAAUCAGGUCAGGCCGCAGCCCCUCACGCAGGGUCGAAUACAAUCACAAUGGUGACAUAAAGGCAGAAAGCCAACGAUUAACUGAUUCCUGGGGCUCCAAUAGAGACAAGCACACCCCACCCCCUCCCCAAAACGUGCCAAGAACCCCUCCCCGCCCCAAGGUCUCUAGGGAACAUACCCCCCGUAAUCAAACCCCCAGGGACGAGUCCCAUCGGGCUCCUCCUAGGUAUUCCACUACUCCCACAGAUCACAGAAAGCGAGCGGACCAGAGUCGGGAACCAGCAUCAGGAACCUAUACCAACCACACCAACGAAGAUUCAGGGAUCAACGUCAACUCACCGGUUGACCACUUUGAUGCCUUAGACAGAAGGAAACAUGAAGAAGACAGAAGAGAUGACCUUCAUCAGCGUCUUCACCCUAACAACGAAGAUGAUCACCAGAGAAACGGGGAUCAGAAUGAUGAUGACUGGGAGCGAAGACGUCGGGAGGACGAGGAGCGAAGGCGUCGAGAAGAGGAAGAACGAAGGCGGAGGGAAGAAGAGGAGAGGAGAAGAGAAGAGGAAGAAAGGCAUCGCCUGGAGGAAGAGAGGGAUAGAAUACCAAAGCAACAGUUAACAGGUUCUGAUGAGGUUUCCACAGUUAGUUCGGAAAAUACGCCCAUCGCUAGUAAUGAAGGGUCGAGAACAACAACACGGGGAAAACAGUAUCAACAGAGUCCAUCAUCUGCUUUUACUGAAAAUUCAUUGAAUUCCAAUAAACGGGGAAAUCCUUCGAUAAAUCGGAAUUCAGAAAAUUACAAUAGAGAUCAACGGAGAGAUCAUAAUUCAGAAAAUUAUAGCAGAGAUCAACGGAGAGAUCGGAAUUCGGAAAAUUAUAGCAGAGAUCAAAGGGGAAACCCUACAAGAGAUCAAAAUUAUUCAGAUAAUUAUAACAGAGAACAAUGGGGAGAUACUUCAAUUAAUCAAAAUUCAGAAAAUUACAAUCGAGAGCAAAGAGGGAAUCCUUUGAUUAAUCAGAAUUCUGGUAAUUACAACAGAGGGAAAGGGGGAAACCAUUCGGUAAAUCCGAAUUCAGGAAAUUUUAACAGAGAGCAAGAUAGAUAUCCUGGGAUUAAUCAGGAUUCAGAAAAUUAUCAUAGCGAUCAUAGUCAACCAUAUAGCGAUAAUUCAGUUCAUAGUCAUAAAGACAGAAUGAAAGUUCCUGGGGGUACUGACAAAGAUUUUGGAAAUUCUUACAAUAAUAAGGGUAGAAAGAAGGAUCCCCAAAAUUCUGGAAAUUCAAUGAAUUACAGUCAGGACAGAUUGAAAAUUCCUGAAACGGAUCUGAACAGAUUCCCUUCACCACCUCCACUUCAGAUAAAUGAUUCAAGUCAGGGCCAUGAAACAGAAUCAUCAAAGCAAAACAAAAAAGCUGAAAAGGAGCGUCUAUUGAAAGAAUUAGAAGCAGCCCGUGAAGCUAGGAGAGCAGUUGAAAAACAAAGAGAAGAACUAGUAAAAAAGGCCAAGUUAAUGCAGACAAAAACUCAAAACCGGCGAAAUCAUGACAAGAUGAAUAUUAUUGAGGCCAGGGAUUUAUGGAAGAAGCGUUAUUUCGAAGAAAAGAAAAAGACGCCACCCUUAGAAGAGCAGUGCAACAGAUUACGACAUGAACUAGACAUCAUUCAUAGGAAAUUAAUGAACACGUUGGAAGGACCUUCUAAGGAGAAAUCCACCCGACUGGGCGAUUUAAAACCUUCCCAAAAGAAUAAUUAUAAAAUACAAGCUACGAGAUUGACUCAUGAAAUUGACGACAUGAGGCGGCGACUCGAGAAUGCCAAGAUGAAAUUGACAGCUGAGAUGAAGCUACGCAACCAGGCAGAGACAGAACUUCGGGCCCUGCGGGCAGAGCUGACCCAACAGAAAAUUCAACUGACCCUGAGUCGAAAAGAGCAGUUGGCUAAACUGACCCCCACCACGCACGAUUCCCGCCUUCUGACGUCAUCGUAUUCGUAGCAAUUUCUUGUUGACGUAAAUUAUAUCUUAAUAUAUUGAUAUUAUUGUAAAAAAGAAUACAUGUACAUGUUCAGCUUUAUAAAUAGCAAAGUUAAUUUUAGUUAAGGUUCUUUUAUUAUGCCAUCAUUUAUAAUGAAGGUCAUAUACUGUAUAUUCAUACAUAGGGUCUGUUAGAUUAAGCUAUCCAAAUUUUGUAGUACAUGUAUACAAGAUGUAUGCAGUUGUUAUAUGAAAUAUUUUUAAUGAAUAUAGAGAUGGAUAAAUAUAUAUUGAGAUUUGUAAAUGCUGGAAUGGGUUUAAAAGGGUUUCUAGACUUCAUGCAUUCUGGGUUUAAGCUUUUAAAAAAACGCUCUGCCUUACAUAUUUAAAAGACAGACUUGCGUUUAUUACUUUUUUUCAGAUUCAAUUAUCUUAAUUUGCCUCAGUUUUUGUCUUUCAUUAGAUAUUUAUAAAGGAGAAAUAUGUGCUUCUAUCAGAAUUCUCUCACACAUUUUGAGUAUAUGGAUGAGAAAAAAUGUGCAAUUCAACAUUUGGAUGAAAUUUUUUUUUUUUAAUUCUUCAGAGUCUGUGUCUCUUAAAUUUGUCCUAGAAUUCCAUUAGUUUGGUAGUAUAACAGUGAAGUAAUCAAUGUUUCUGUUGUGCUAUAAUUUGUUUAUUUUUUUUUUCACUGAUUUAUUUGUAUGUAUUGUUUGUUGAUCUGUGAUAUUUCAUCAUAAACUGUGAUUCUUCAUUUCUUUAAUCUUGCAUGUUUUGAAAGAUUGUGAUGUUAUUUUUUUGUGUUGUUACAAAUAAUCAAGAUUUUUCUUUCCUAUUAUUCAUAUAUUUAUAACCAUUGCAUACAAGUUUACCAAACUUCUAUUUGUUUACAUCUAGUGAGAUCAUUUUAGUAUAUCUUUUUAAAAUUUUAUACAUUCAAUUUUCUUUUGUUAUGUAUUUUAAUUCCAAACCUUUUAAUGACCAGGAACAUACAUAAAUCAUAAAAUCUAUACAGAUCACUUUGUAUGCCUUGUGUUGUAUUUUAUUAUAAAUGCUUUAUUCUGUACAUCAGUAUUUUCUUGUAUUCCGUCUUCUACAAAGAUUAUUUAUUUACAAUUCCAUCCUAUUCUAUAUUCUAUGUUUUGAAUGACAGUAUUUGGCAAAAUGAAU
Messenger RNA from Saccostrea cuccullata (small rock oyster), 3915 nucleotides. RefSeq names its product spermatogenesis-associated protein 1-like. The record is from RefSeq and is a predicted model, not a curated record. The coding region runs from base 109 to 2769 and encodes 886 amino acids. The transcript has 16 exons. Lineage: Eukaryota; Metazoa; Mollusca; Bivalvia; Ostreida; Ostreidae.